GAUUGUUCCAAAUCAAAAUAGAACUUCGGACGAGGAUUGAAUGAGUUUGCCCUCCAGAUAUCGGUGUAUUAACAUUCUCAGUUUGUCGGAAACGAACACAAGUUGACAGAUGGCUGGUUUACCACCAGGAGACCCGCAGCUGGUAUCCAUGAUCGUCAACCAUUUAAAAACUCAAGGUCUCUUCGACCAAUUCAGAAGAGACUGCCUUGCAGAUGUGGAUACAAAGCCUGCCUACCUGAAUUUAAAACAACGAGUGGACAACUUUGUUUCUAACCACCUCUCUAACCACACAUGGAGUCCUCACUUGAACAAGAAUCAACUGCGAAACAAUAUAAGGCAAUUGGUCCUUCAGUCUGGAAUGCUAGAGCAGGGAGUAGACAGGAUAGUAGCACAGGUGGUGGAUCCCAAAAUCAACCAUACCUUUAGGCCUCAGGUAGAAAGGGUGGUCCGGGAAUUCCUGUCACCUGGAUGUUAUGUCGAGGAACAAGCUGCCCUACCUGUCCCUGACGAGGAGAAGCCUGCCCACAACCUACCUGAGCAAGCCUCUUCUUCUGCCCCUACUGGAGAUGCCAUGUCCAUCCUGGAUACCAUAACCACCCUUAACCAGGAAGCGAGCUCCUGGGCCAGUUCCAGUGGGGAGAAAAAUCGCAAGGGGGGCUUGGAGGAGCCGAUGCUGGAUUUGGAGGAGGGGGAACAGGACAUGAAUGUUGUUGAAGAGGGGGAAGAAGACCAAGAGAAGACGGGAGAAGAAGAACUGAUGCUUUUGUCAGAUUUCCACGCUAUGGAUGUCAAAAAGGAGGAUGUAGAGCUGACAGACUCAGAGAGGGACCGAUUGACUGAGAUGAAGACUGAGGAGGCGGAGGUUGGGACUCCUGAACAGGCAGACGAGGGUAAAGACAAAGUUGACAGCAAGAUCUCAGGAACGCCCAAAGAAGAAGGGCAGACACUGGAUGUUGAUCCACUCAGAUCUCCCAGUGAGAAACACCAUAUGAAACAAAAGGCCAGAGAGAGGCUUAAAGAAGAAUACUCUUUGGAAGACUCUGACCUCGAAGGCCUCAGUGACAUCACUGUCAGCUCCGUCCACACCAGUGACCUGUCUUCAUUCGAGGAGGAGAGUGACGAUGAGUUACCACCAUCUGACUCCUCGGAGGAUGGUGAAGUGUCGUCUGAUGGUGACAAGGAAGAGAAAAAGCAAACCUGUACGGACAAUGAGGAAGACAAGGAGCGCAAACCUCGUCGACAGGCAUACGUCCACAAACCCUUCCUCUACUCGCGUUACUAUAGCGACUCGGAUGACGAAGUCACUGUGGAGCAGCGGCGGCGGUCGGCAGCGAAGGACAAGGAAGAGAGGUUGCUCAAGAGACAACAGAAUAGGGAGCGAAUGGAGGAGAAGCGUAAACAGAGGGCGGCUCAACUGGAAGAACAGAACAAGAGAAGGCAGGAGACGGCAUCCCUCAGCCUGGAGGGACCCAGGGCCAAGGAAGCUCGCAAGGAAAGGAAGGUUCUGGAAAAGAAAAUGGCCCUCAGUCGGAAGAGGAAACGGGACUCAAGGAAAGAAGGAGAUUCUUUCAUCAAGAAGAAAGGAGAUUCAGAGUGUGAAUAUGCCAAGAAGGAAGAAGGAAAGGCUGGGACUUCAAAGAGCUCGCAACCAAAGUCUAUCAGAAAGGUUUCAGAGUCUGCAUCAUUAGACGAGAGGCGCAGAAGGAAGAGCGGUAGCACCUCGGAAGACUCCGCCGAUCCGAGAAAGGCGGCGGACAGAAGUCGUACGCACUCCUUCAUCCUGGACUUGGAGCAGGGCUCAGAAGAGUCGCUCAAGCAGCGCUCUGCGGGGAAGUUUGACCGCCUGUCUCGCAAAGAGCUGCACCCCAGAGAGCGCAAAGACAAGGAGCGCAGUCUCUCUGACGAGCGUGCCAAGCCCAAGCAGAAGUCAGAGAAGAGGGUUGGAGGGGAUGGGGAGGAGUCUCAGCAGAAGGAGCUUAAAGUCUCCUCGGAUGACAAAGGGGAGAAGAAAAUUAAGGUCAAAAGUGACAAAAGAACUUUAGGGCUGGGCAGGGAGGCUUGGGCGUCUGUGUCGGAGAGUGUGUGUGAGGAAGGCUCUCACAAAGAUGCUAAAAAGGGGAAGGGGCCAGCUGUAGACACUACCAAAGUAGACAAGGAGAGGGAGAAAGACAAAGAGAAGGGUAAGGAGAAAGACAAGGCCAAAGAGAAGGAUAAGACGAAAGGAGAGAAGGCUUCCGCGAAAAGCGACUCGAGGCAGCUGCUCAGAGACUCGACUGGUUCCUCUGAGGAGCGGUCGGACAUGGAGCCGGGACCUGACAGCAUCAAAAGGAGAGAGAAACCCCCUAAAGAUGGUCUGAAGAGGUCAAGGAGCCAUAAUGAGGACGUGGAGAAGACUAGGCACGUGGAGAAGGGGAAGAUUAGGUCUGAGGCCAAGGACGGUGAAAAAGAGAAGCCUAAAGGGGAAGAUGGCACCCAGGAAAGCCAGAAGUCAAUCAAGCCCGGCUCUGAGAUGGAGAAAGAUCCCAGAAAGUCUAAGGAGAUCGAGUCACAGUCUGUGAAAGGCAAAGCAAUGGAAAAAUGUCGAUCCAAAUCAAAGGAAGACGUGAAGGUUCCGCCCUCAUCCAAGGGGGACAAGAAAGCGCAGGGCGCGGACGUCAAAAGCAAAGGAGGAACACCUGCAGGCAAGCCUGACACGUCGAAAGACAGAAAAAAAGACCCAGGCGUGAAUGCACACAGGAGGGGCUCCGAAGAAAUCCCAGCAGAAAGGAACGAGGACAAGAGUGCCAAGAAACUUGAGAAGAAGACUAAAAUCCCAGAGAAGAAAGGAGAAACCCAAGACGAAGCCAAAGGAAUCAAAGGGGAAAAGUCCUCAACGCCGCCCGUGUCCUCGCCCGUUCUCGAGAUGCCAGAGUCCUCCAGGACACCCCCCCAGCCGAAAGACGCGCGCGCAGACUCUGAUCCCAGCGCCGCAAUCGUCACUCCCUCGGUUCCGGAUGACACCUACGAUGCGCUGAGUGACAUCACCCCUGAACCCGACGACGAGGACGAUGCCGUGAAACGGCUGCGUGAGGUAGAACCACGUCUGCCGGUGUCUGAGGCCGACGCUCUCCUCACCCUGGUGGACAUCUGCACCUCGGAGGAUGCCCGGCUGGUCUCGGUCACAGACGUUGCUGUGGCCGUACAGGGAGACCACAGAGAAGAUACGGCAGCGGAUGAAGGACAGUCCUUGCCAGAGCUCGCCUUCCAGGAUGCCGACUUGAAGAUGAAAGAGGCCGCCCUGACGCUGCUUUCCAUGGACCCUGAGAGCACAGUGUCCUCGAGCGUAGCCACACAGGAGGAGGCUGCCAUGGCUCCACAGCAGAUGGAAACAGCGCCACCUGGAGGAGGAGAGUGGCAAGAUUCUGUGCAUGUGCAGGAAGAGAUGGAAAAUGCCACAGAAGUGGGAUCUCAGCAGAUGGAUGUUCCUGUGGCAGAACCAAGGAGAAAAGAUGCUUCCACUGCUGAGGUAACUGAAAUGGUUCUUUCAAAUGCACAGUCACUAGCUGAAUUGGGGCAACAGAAGGAUGUUGGCCCAGAUGAAGAAAAAACGGACCACACCAAUGUUACCCCUGACAAACCUGAAGAGUCCCAGUCAGUUAACAGUGGGGCCCCAUCUAUGGCUGCAGAAAAGGAGAACGACUCGAAUGUGGAGGAGCUGACUGAAGAGAUGUCUGUGGAACCCAUGGACCCCAAGAUCAUGAUGGAGAGUGAAAAUAUGAAUAAAGACCAGGAGGAAACACUGGAGGAAAAAGACCCAGUUGCUGGGAGCCAGUCUCUCACUCCUGGGCCAGAGGGGGUAAGGGAGAAGAGGCGUGGCCGGCCAUCCAAACUGGAAAAACAAACCAGUAAUGCAUCCAAGUCAGAUGGACAAGAAGAUGACAAAGAAUCAGACCUGUCUGAAAAGGAGGGGAGAGUAACUCGCAAAAGAAAACUAUCAAAUCAGAAAACUGGAAUGCCCAAGGACUCUGGUGAGGAGAAGGACCAACAGAGCCAGGAGGAUCCAUCUCCAGAGUCUGUUGAGGAAGGUGACGUAGAGAAGGCCAAGGAACCCCAAACACGCCGGCGAGGACGGUCCUGCAAGGCCCCCGCGGAGGAAGACAAUCAGCCUCCAGAGCCUGAGAAAGUAGAGGAGACUCCUCCUACUCGUCGAGGCAGGCGUUCAGGCGCCCAGGCCAAAGAAACGCCUGCAGGCAGUAAGACGAAAGAGAAGAAGGAUGAGAAGAAAGCAGGAGAAGCCUCAAUGGAGAAGCCGCAGGAGAAAGAGGAGAAAGGCAAGGAGAAGAUAGAACCUAAGAAACCUGGCCGGCGUGGAAGACCACCCAAAGCUCAAACUCAACCAGCGGCAACUGAAAACGCAGAGAGAUCUGAGUCCAAGGAGACUACUGACUCUUGCAAACCUUCAAGGAAGAGGAAACGGUCUGAGGGAAGAGAGGAAACGUCAGAGGAGACUGAUGAGAAGGAGGUACCGGACAAUGAGCCCCAGGAGCAGGCAGAGAACCCGCCCCAGGAGCAGGACGAGAACCCGCCCCAGGAGCAGGACGAGAACCCGCCCCAGGAGCAGGACGAGAACCCGCCCCAGGAGCAGGACGAGAACCCGCCCCAGGAGCAGGACGAGAACCCGCCCCAGGAGCAGGACGAGAACCCGCCCCAAGAGGUUAAAGAGAGCCAGUCAGAAGACCAGGAGGAAAGAAAACAGGAGGGUCGCGGCGAAACCAAAACCGAUGAAGGAGAGCAGGACAAAGAGAAACCUCAAAAAAAGCCAGGCCGAAGGGGAAGGCCCUCCAAGGGAGCGGAUGUGACUCAAGAUGACCCUGAGAAAAAAGACAAGCCUGAUGAGAAGGAGGGGGAAACAAAAGAGGAGGAGGAAGGAGAGGAGGAAGAUGAGGAGGAGGAGGGGGAGGAGGAAGGAGGGACGAAGAGGAGAACUACGACAAGGUUGGCAGCCCGUCUGGAGGCUGAGAGGAACAAACCAAGUAAGCCUUCUACCCGGGCUAGUAGACUUGGAGGUAAAGAGGAAAGUGCCGCAAGCACACGUGGAACAAGAGGGCAGGCCGUUGUUGCGGCUGCCAAAGGAGGUCGUAAACGGGAAGCUAGUCCCCCGGCGCUGCGCACCAGAGGAGGGCACAAAUCUGAGGAGCCCCCCUCCAAAAGAGCCAAGCGAUGAACAAACAGGGAGGAACCUAGGGAGACUCCACAGCAGACUGCUUUCUUUGAGACUCGCCUCCCUUGGGGUGUAUAUCCCUGAAUAUCGAUCAGUGUGUGCAACUACAUUGAUUCAUUCAUUCAUCAAGCUGUUAUGAAACCCAUAGCUCCAUUGAGUUUAUUAGCUUAGUUUCAGUGUUUGAAAAGGAAGCGUCUGGGGUGUACGUUUGAUUAGAAAGGUAAUGUCUACAACAGCAGUGUUAGUUCCUCUGGCUAAUGGCGUCUUACCUGCAAGGACCUCACAGAGCUGUCCCUGGUCUGCCUGUUGAUCACGUUGAAUGCUGUGUUUCUGUGCAGCCUUAUUCACAUUCCCAUGACCACAACACAGUUAUCCAUGUUUGCUUUACAUCUCAGCCAGCCUUACACUUGUAUAGUAACGGCUUGGGAACUAGCUUGUCACUAAUUAGAAAAUGAAGUGUUCUGUUUGAGUGAUUGAACCCCAGAUGCUUAGUCUUUCAUGUGGGUGUAAGUGGUUCUCAGAAUGUUGGAUGGCAUGUUCACAAUCUCAACACGCAUUAAGGUUCACGUACAGUAAAGCUGUAUAACAAUUAUAGAUGUGAGUUAUAGUCUCAUAGCUGGUUUUACUAUUGUUUUUAUGCCAUUUGUUUUUACUUAAGUGUGCUUGUCACUGUUGACAGAACAUUGAAAUCUUCAUUCUGUGAAUGUUAAGAAGCUAUUACUGUUGUAUUGUUCAUGUUUUGGAUUUUACAUGUUGAUGGGUAUGUGCUACCUAUCACCCUCAUUAGGUGAUUUUUUUAUUUGAGUAUUUUUUAUAAGACAUAGCUCACAAUGGUUUGUUAACAUUAUUCAAAGUACAAAAUAAACUUUUCUUACUGU
This is a messenger RNA of Osmerus eperlanus (European smelt), 6078 nucleotides long. RefSeq names its product biorientation of chromosomes in cell division 1-like 1 (gene bod1l1). Bases 110 to 5203 code for a protein of 1697 amino acids. The record is from RefSeq and is a predicted model, not a curated record. The transcript is spliced from 28 exons. Lineage: Eukaryota; Metazoa; Chordata; Actinopteri; Osmeriformes; Osmeridae. Gene Ontology annotation, molecular function: DNA binding.